Messenger RNA from Xenopus tropicalis (tropical clawed frog), 1860 nucleotides. It is a transcript of the gene mcee, whose product is annotated as methylmalonyl-CoA epimerase. Lineage: Eukaryota; Metazoa; Chordata; Amphibia; Anura; Pipidae. The transcript is spliced from 3 exons. Gene Ontology annotation, molecular function: methylmalonyl-CoA epimerase activity. The record is from RefSeq and is a predicted model, not a curated record. The coding region runs from base 290 to 814 and encodes 174 amino acids.
CUCACCCAGCGUUUCCCUUCCCUUCUCAAGCCAUUCCCUUAGUGUAUCUCCUCCCCCAAGCCAUUGAAAAGAACAUGCGAUGGGGAUAAGGAAGAGGGAGUAUUAACCCACAGCACUGUAAUGACAGGACUUCCGGGUUACAGCCGGAUAUCCUGUGAGGAGGAGAGACGUCGGGGGAAGUGGCCAGUCCUAUCGGCACUUAUUACUCUGCAGUCCUAUCGGCACCAGAAGGCGCGCUCACUGAUACCACAGAGUUUGUGUAAAUUUUUCUUUCAAGGACAGCGGAAAAAUGGCGGCGCCCACAAUUAGGAGUGCUGCAGGCCUAUUUAGAAGAGUCUGUGCAACUGCCCAAGCACGGAGAAAUAUUGCAAUUUCUCCAUGUUUAGUUCAGAAAGUCCCCAGCUCUGUGUGGAAUCUGGGACGUCUCAAUCAUGUUGCCAUCGCAGUGCCUGAUUUAGAGAAAGCUUGCUUCUUAUAUGAGAAGGUUUUAGGAGCUCAAGUGAGUAAGACUGUUCCUCUGCCAGAACAUGGUGUGUACACUGUCUUUGUGGAGCUCGGGAACACAAAACUGGAGCUUCUACACCCUUUGGGACAGAACAGUCCAAUCUCUGGGUUUUUACAGAAAAACAAAGCAGGUGGAUUGCAUCAUAUAUGCAUUGAGGUUGAUGACAUCAAAGCAGCAAUGACCAGUUUGAAAGAGAAAAAAAUAAAAAUUCUAAGUGAAGAACCAAGAAUAGGUGCACAUGGAAAGCCAGUUGUCUUCUUGCAUCCAAAAGAUUGUGAUGGAGUUCUCGUAGAGCUUGAAGAAGCUUAAUACAAAUGGCUAUUGCCUCCUUAGUCGUACCAUAUAUCAAUGUUUUUACAAAUGAACCAUUAAUUUACAUUUCAGUUACUCUUUGUCCAACUUCAAGCUGUUAAAAUUCACUCUGGUAAAUGUAGCCUAUUAGUUACUUGUCAUAAUACUCACAUUGUAUCAUCUUGUCAAACCAACAGCAUGGCAACCAGUGUUUAAAAAGAGAUGCCCAGCCAUUUAAUGAGAGACACUUUUUAGAUAAAGAAGCAAUUGUAAGCAACUUUCAAAUAUACAUUCAUUUAAAUAAAACGCAUUGAUAAAUGUGAAUAAUGUUAAUGUAAUUACUAUCAAAAGCAGUGUCUGCCUUACCUUUGCUGCUAUAUUCUGAUUAUAUUUAAUUUGCCUCACUAAAGUAAAAAUAAAGCAGGAAGCAGCAAGCAGCUCUCCUCUAUUCUAGAAUGCCUUGCAUGCUUUUGUAAUUCUUUGUCUUCUCAGGUCUGUUUAUUACAGGCUACGGAGACUACGGUAUAGCUGGAACUUUAGUCUUGGAUGAAGGAAAGUUUAUUACCCAUAUAAUGUGCUAGGCAAGUGGUUAGGACAAGAAGUGAAGGAAAUUGUAAGAGACAAGUGUUACAUUUACAUAUAAUUAUAAAAUCAUUGAAAAAAAAUGUAAUAUACAUUGAAAAGCUGAUUAGAAUUACAUUUUUUUAUUAAUAAAAUGCUUUUUAUUAUUCGGCUGAACAUUCUGUACAGUAUCAUGGCUUUUACACCAAAAGCAUAUACUUUUUUUUUUUAUACCUUUAAGAUAAGGGUUUAACAAUUUAAUUUCUGCAUUUAUAUAUGGAAUAAAAAAUGUAGAUUUAUUUCAGAUAUUGAUAUAACUUAUAUUUAUAGGGAUUACAAUGAAUUAAAGAUGCUAAAUUGUUACUUUUUAAGACAGAUCAUUUCUGGGUACAGAAACAUUUUGUUUAAUCUUUAUUAUGAAAGUAAGAAUGUACACUACUGUUUUCAUGUUUUGGUGCUGGUAUUUUAUUGAAUUAUAUAAUAAAAUGCAAGUGUAACUUAAA